AUGAAAGAAGGUGUACCAAAAUUGAUUUUGCAAUUGCAGCAGCAGGAAGCAAGACUACAAACCUGGGAGUCUUUGACAGAGGAAGAGAUUCAGGAGGCCAUCAAAACAGCAGAAGAGUGGAACAGUCAGGGUGUUCCUCCUGAGGUGCAGAUAGACAUUGCCAAAAAGAAAAGUAAGAGCAUGGUCUACCACUUCACUAACAAGAUGUACAAAUGGGCUGGAAUGAGAGUGUUUGUGUUGGCUGCAAGAAAGACAGAAAAGGGCAUGCUAUUGGUAACUAAGCCCACCCCUCUCUAUUGGUACACCUCCAUUUGGGCCCACCUCAGAAUGAGUAGGACUACAAACCCAUUCCAAAGCACUACACAAGUCACAGCUCAGAUAUUGAUAUGUAUAAGCAGAAAUGGAGAGCCAGAAAAAAUGAUUAAACAGCUCAUAGAACUUGGAAUCAAAAAGCAGAUGUCGAAGUAG
This is a messenger RNA of Suillus discolor, 468 nucleotides long. RefSeq lists its product as uncharacterized. The coding region runs from base 1 to 468 and encodes 155 amino acids. The transcript is spliced from 6 exons. NCBI's taxonomy places the organism in Eukaryota, Fungi, Basidiomycota, Agaricomycetes, Boletales, Suillaceae. The record is from RefSeq and is a predicted model, not a curated record.